AUGGCCGCCUCCAAGACACCCGCCCUCGAGCCGGCGGCAGGCUUCUCGCUGGAGUCCAGGCCCAAGCGGCCGGAUCGUGUGCCUCUCGCAAAAGGAGAAUACUCGGUCGCGUCCCGAGCUCUGGGACUCGCAACAUACUUUCUCUCGGGCGCGCUGGCUAUCAACAUCUCUCAAUUCCUGGGGUCGCCCCUGAAAUCCAUCAACGAAGACUGGUACAACGCAUGGAUCGCCUUCACCAAGCAGUCCUUCGGGCUGCUGACCAUGACCUUGACCCAGACGUUCGCGCCGACCAAGGUGGUCGUGUCUGGCGACGAGUCCGUCCGAGGUCAACUCCUGAAAUCGGCGGACGGGAAUCUGAUUCUGGAUUUUCCAGAGCGACUCGUCCUCAUCGCGAACCAUCAGAUCUACACCGACUGGCUUUAUCUUUGGUGGAUUGCAUAUUGCAACGGCAUGCAUGGCCGGCUGUACAUUAUCCUGAAGGAGUCACUGCGCAAGAUCCCCAUCCUGGGCUGGGGCAUGCAGCUUAACCAGUUCAUCUUCCUCAAGCGCAACUGGGAAGAAGACAAGCCCAACAUGGCUAGGUCUCUGCAGAAACUCAACAAGCCGACCGACCCGAUGUGGCUGCUUCUCUUUCCUGAAGGCACGAAUCUAGCACCCAGCACGCGUGAGAAAAGCGCGGCGUGGGCGAAGAAGAACAACAUCUCCGAUUGCAGGCAUACCUUGCUCCCCCGAAGCACGGGCCUGCACUUCUGCCUCGACGAACUGAAGGGCUCGGUCGAAUACGUCUACGAUGUGACAGUCGUCUACGCGGGCGUUCCUCGAGGCCAGUAUGCUCAGGACAUCUUCACCCUAAAGGCAGGGUACAUGGAAGGUCGGCCCCCCAAAUCUGUCCACAUGCACUUCCGCCGGUUUGCGGUCAAGGAUAUCCCGUUACAUGACGACCGCGCGUUCGAACUGUGGCUACGGGCCCGCUGGCGCGAAAAGGACGUGAUGAUCGAGGAGUACUAUCAGACGGGCAAGCUUCCUGCCGACUACGGCGGCACCAGGUACAAGUCUGGCAAGGUCCUCCGCGGAUGCGGACAUAUGGAGGUACCGAUUCGCGCGAGCCACUGGUACGAGUUCCUCCAGAUUUUUGCCCCCAUGGGCAUCCUCGCCAUGAUCCUGUACAUUUUCUACGGCGACCUGCCGCAGCGAUUCUGGAAGAGUAUCAACCAACAGGCGCUACAGGCGGGAACACAAGACCUCCGCAAAGCCGGAGCGCAGGCCGGGAAAGGGGUCAAAUCUGCUGGCUCGUCGCUAGGAGGACUGACGUUGGAUGAUUUCUUCCAGCCGGGCAAGCAGGAGGAGACGUUCAAGGCCGGGGCCAUGGCUGUGCAGAGGCUCAUCACGUCGCCGCAGGCCCAGACCUUGCUCAACCGCGCGGACUUUAUGCAAGCCUUCUUGUCGGAUCCGCAGAAAAUGGUAACAGACACCAUUACGGACAAGCAGCAGAGCUUCAUGCAGCAGCUAGCUCAAGAGGAAGCAAAGCGGCAACACUCUAAUGUCACUCCUCCGGCGGGGACCGGGUUCGUGAGACCCAUCCCAAGCAGGUCAUCAUCCGCAGCAACAGCACCAGGAACAGUAAAGGGACCUCCGUCUGCCAAAAGAGGCGAUUUCUAUAAUCAACUCAAUUCCGAGGAGAGAAGCAGAGCUGGAUCGGUCACGUCACAUCCAGCAAAGAAGGGAACAUUCUACGACAGCUUGAAAGCCGAGGAACAAAGCCGUCGCGGCUCCGUCGUCUCCGUCCCGGUCUCGACAAACAGCGUGAACCAAUCAAACCGAAGAGGUAACGGUACAUUCUGGCAGGAGCUGAAAGACGCCGAGGUCAAGAGAAUCGCUUCCGCCCCGGCGGCGAAGACGCCCCUGACGAGCAAGAAUCUCGCAUCGAAAGGAACCUUCUGGGACGAGGUCAAGAAGGAGGAGAACACCAGGAAGGGCACCGUCGUGACGCUGUCAAGCAAUGCAACCACAGCUGUAGCAUCGCAGAGUUCCAUGUCCUCCUCUACCUCCUCCCAGCGGGCGCCUCCCAAGUUGCCGUCCAAGAAAGCGGGCUCCAGUGCUGUGAAGCAAAAUGGGCCAAACGUGGCCAAGGGGCAGAAAGCGGUGCCCAAACCAUCGACUGCCGCCCAAAAUGCGGUCCAGAAGCCAAAGAUAUCGGCGCCAGCAUCAGGAGCGUCAACGAAAAAGCCGGAACCUGUGGCUCCCUCGACUGCGGCCGUGAAGAAGGGCGCGUCAUCACCUGGUGCUAAGCAAAGUGCUGCGAAGCCAGCACCAGCAUCGGCCACGAAGCCUCUGCCCAAGUCGACAGCAAACACUGGCACGCCAAAGCCACUUGCGCCGAUCAAGAAGCAGCCAGCGACAGCAACAGCAACAGCGCCGCCAGCUUCGAAGGCCACGGCCCAGAAGAAGCCUGCAACCACGCCGGCCACAAAAGUGAAAACGCAACAAGCACAGAAAGCAACGCCACCAAGGGUACCCUCGACGUCCACCAAGAGUACCGGCCCGGCAGUGAAGAAGCCACCAUCAUCCAACGCUGCUGGGCCGCCCAAGUUGAAGCCGACGGCGAAGAGCUGA
This is a messenger RNA of Cladophialophora carrionii CBS 160.54, 2613 nucleotides long. RefSeq lists its product as uncharacterized. The record is from RefSeq and is a predicted model, not a curated record. NCBI's taxonomy places the organism in Eukaryota, Fungi, Ascomycota, Eurotiomycetes, Chaetothyriales, Herpotrichiellaceae. The transcript has a single exon. Gene Ontology annotation, cellular component: endomembrane system. Gene Ontology annotation, molecular function: acyltransferase activity. Bases 1 to 2613 code for a protein of 870 amino acids.